GGCGCGGGGCGCAGCCCGGGGGCGCGCCCGGACCAGGUGAGCCCUCAUUUCCGACCAGCCUGGCACCCCUGUCCACCGCAGCCAGGAUGCCAACGAGGCGCUGGGCCCCCGGCACCCAAUGCAUCACCAAGUGUGAGCACACGCGCCCCAAGCCCGGGGAGCUGGCCUUCCACAAGGGCGACGUGGUCACCAUCCUGGAGGCCUGCGAGAACAAGAGCUGGUACCGAGCUAAGCACCACGCCAGCGGGCAGGAGGGGCUGCUGGCGGCCGGGGCGCUGCGGGAGCGCGAGGCCCUCUCCGCGGACCCCAAGCUCAGCCUCAUGCCGUGGUUCCACGGGAAGAUCUCCGGCCAGGAGGCCGUGCAGCAGCUGCAGCCGCCCGAGGACGGGCUGUUCCUGGUGCGGGAAUCGGCGCGCCAUCCCGGGGACUACGUGCUGUGCGUGAGCUUCGGCCGCGACGUCAUCCACUACCGCGUGCUGCACCGCGACGGCCACCUCACCAUCGACGAGGCCGUGUGCUUCUGCAACCUCAUGGACAUGGUGGAGCAUUACAGCAAGGACAAGGGACCCAUCUGCACCAAGCUCGUGAAGCCCAAGAGGAAGCAAGGCACCAAGUCCGCGGAGGAGGAGCUGGCCAAGGCUGGCUGGCUACUGGACCUGCAGCACCUCACGCUGGGAGCUCAGAUUGGAGAAGGGGAGUUUGGAGCCGUCCUGCAGGGCGAGUACUUGGGGCAGAAGGUGGCGGUGAAGAACAUCAAGUGUGACGUGACGGCCCAGGCCUUCCUGGACGAGACGGCCGUGAUGACGAAGCUGCAGCACCGGAACCUGGUGCGGCUUCUGGGUGUGAUCCUGCACCAGGGGCUCUACAUCGUCAUGGAACACGUGAGCAAGGGCAACCUGGUAAACUUCCUGCGCACCCGGGGUCGGGCCCUUGUGAACACCACGCAGCUCUUGCAGUUUUCUCUGCACGUGGCCGAGGGCAUGGAGUACCUGGAGAGCAAGAAGCUGGUGCACCGGGACCUGGCCGCCCGCAACAUCCUGGUCUCCGAGGACCUGGUGGCCAAGGUCAGCGAUUUCGGCCUGGCUAAGGCCGAACGGAAAGGGCUGGACUCGAGCCGGCUGCCGGUCAAGUGGACGGCACCCGAGGCGCUCAAACAUGGGAAAUUCUCCAGCAAAUCAGACGUGUGGAGUUUCGGGGUGCUGUUGUGGGAAGUCUUCUCAUACGGACGGGCUCCAUACCCCAAAAUGUCCCUCAAGGAAGUGUCGGAGGCUGUGGAGAAGGGGUACCGCAUGGAGCCCCCCGAGGGCUGCCCAGGCCCCGUGCAUGCCCUCAUGGGCAGCUGCUGGGAGGUGGAGCCCGCCCGCCGGCCGCCCUUCCGCAAAGUGGUGGAGAAGCUGGCCCGGGAGCUGCGGUGCACAGGCGCCCCGGCCACGGUCACGGGGCAGGAUGCCGACGGCUCCGCUGCCACCCGAAGCCAGGAUCCCUGACCCCGCCCUGUGGGACCAAGGGGACCAAGAAUGUGGAGACCACAGGACAAGGAUUGGACCAGGCCAAAGGAGGGUCCAGGCCAGAGCCGCCCUCCCAGCCCCAGGCAGGGCAGACCUGGCCAGGGGAUCUCUGGGCACCACAGACCAGGAAGUGGGGGGGGCCAUUGCCUCCAUA
Messenger RNA from Dipodomys spectabilis (banner-tailed kangaroo rat), 1662 nucleotides. RefSeq names its product megakaryocyte-associated tyrosine kinase (gene Matk). The transcript is spliced from 13 exons. Gene Ontology annotation, molecular function: ATP binding; protein binding; protein tyrosine kinase activity. The record is from RefSeq and is a predicted model, not a curated record. Gene Ontology annotation, biological process: protein phosphorylation. Lineage: Eukaryota; Metazoa; Chordata; Mammalia; Rodentia; Heteromyidae. Bases 87 to 1487 code for a protein of 466 amino acids.